Messenger RNA from Diorhabda carinulata, 1600 nucleotides. It is a transcript of the gene Cdc37, whose product is annotated as hsp90 co-chaperone Cdc37. Gene Ontology annotation, biological process: protein folding; protein stabilization. The record is from RefSeq and is a predicted model, not a curated record. The transcript has 5 exons. Lineage: Eukaryota; Metazoa; Arthropoda; Insecta; Coleoptera; Chrysomelidae. Bases 149 to 1258 code for a protein of 369 amino acids. Gene Ontology annotation, molecular function: heat shock protein binding; protein-folding chaperone binding; protein kinase binding. Gene Ontology annotation, cellular component: cytoplasm.
AUGUGGUUAUGUCAAUUCAAUGACAUAUUAAUCAAAUAAUAUUGGUAACUGUUGGUUAUUCUAAAAACUGAAAUUUCUAGACUUCUGUUCAUUAUUUCAAAAAAAUAUAAAAUCGCAUUAUUUAUAAUUUUAAAAAUCAGAGCUCAAAAUGGUGGAUUAUAGUAAAUGGAAAAAUAUUGAGAUAUCAGAUGAUGAAGAUGAAACGCAUCCAAAUAUUGAUACACCUUCCUUAUUUCGAUGGAGACAUCAAGCAAGAAUUGAAAGAAUGGAAGAGAGGAAGAAAGAAUAUGAAAAUAUCGAGAAAAAGAAAAGUGAUCACAUAAAGAAGACUUCAGAAUUGAAAACUAAAUUAGCAGAAGCUGAAAAAACAAAUGCGAGUAAUUUAAAUGAUCUAAAAAAGGCUUUACAGGAUUUGGAAAUUGAAGGAGAUAAAAUAAAAAAAGAGGAAGAAGAAAUUAGGAAAAAAGACAAGUUGACACCAUGGAAUGUGGAUACAAUUAGUAAACCAGGUUUUGCAAAAACAGUUAUUAACAAGAAGCCUUCUCGUCCCAAAGAUGACAAUUUGACCGAAGAACAAAAAGAGGCUAGACUAAACAAAUUUAUAAAGGAAAAUGAAAAAGAUCUUAAACAUUUUGGAUUGUUACGGAAAUAUGAUGAUUCUAAAGCUUUUCUGAAGAGCCACAAUAAUUUGGUUUGUGAAGAUACUGCUAAUUAUUUGGUAGUUUGGUGUAUCAAUUUAGAAAUGGAAGAGAAACACGAUUUAAUGGCACAUGUGGCACAUCAGACAAUAUGCAUGCAGUAUAUACUUGAACUGGCUAAACAACUUGAUUAUGAUCCAAGAGCAUGUGUCGACGCCUUUUUCUCCAAGAUCCAAGUAGCCGAAGUAGAAUAUAAACAGUCAUUUGAAAAUGAAUUGGAACAGUUCAAAGAGAGAAUCAAAAAAAGGGCUGCUGAGAAGUUAGAGGAAGCCAUGAAGGAAGCUCUAGAAGAAGAAAAGAAAAGUAGAUUAGGUCCAGGUGGAUUAGAUCCAGUUGAAGUAUUUGAAAGUUUACCGGAUGAAUUAAAGAAAUGCUUCGAAUCACAAGAUAUAAAACUUCUACAAGAAACUAUUGCACAGAUGGACGAAGAACAAGCGAAGUACCAUAUGAAACGUUGUGUUGAUUCAGGUCUUUGGGUACCGGAAUCUCGCAAGAAAAAGGAAGAGAACGAAGAAGAAGAUUCUGCUGAAGCACCAGAACAAGAACAAUCCACAUCUUAAAGACUAAAUUGUACAUAAACCUUUAUGGCAAACUGAUUAAAUUGCAUCUUGAUCAUGAUUUUCAUUUGAUACUAACCUGACAGUAUAUACAUGUGCUCAUUUUAAUAUGAUCCAUAAUCAGUAUCUUAAAAAUCCGAAUGAAGAAAAAUUGAACGAUUUCUAAAUUUCUUUGAAGUAAUUAGAAAUAAAUUCAUAAGUUCAUAUCUUUGAUGUUUAUCGCAUAAUAAAAACCCAUUUCAUUCUAGUUAAUGUAACGGAGAACAAGAUACUUAUGAUAGAUCAGUUCAUCAAUUUUUUUUGCUUAAAUUAGUAUUUAAUUUUCAAUAAAGAAAUUAAAAACAA